Molecule: messenger RNA, 621 nt
Organism: Tilletiopsis washingtonensis
Lineage: Eukaryota; Fungi; Basidiomycota; Exobasidiomycetes; Entylomatales
Exons: 1
Coding region: 61-441 (126 amino acids)
Source: RefSeq, a predicted model, not a curated record
GCCCCACUAACCGCAUGCGGCAGCGCAGCGCAGCGUCUGCUGCGCCUGCGAGCCGCCGUCAUGCACGCUGCUGCACGCCGCUUCGCUCCUCUCUCGCGCCACGAACGAGCUGCGGCACCUCAUCCGUGUAAGCCGCACCCGCACCCGCCCUGCCAAGGGCAAUCUGCCCUGUCAAAGCCGCCGGCGCGCAGCGGCGGGCCAAGCCGCAGCCGAGGCGCGCCGAUGCCAUCGAAGCACCGCCGCCGCGCUUCUGCGGCGGCGGUGGCCGAGCCCCGCCGACGAUGCCCGGCGCAGCAGCAGACGACCUCGCAGCGCAGCGUGCAGCGGCUCGGCUCGCGCUGCCGUCUGCCUCGCCACGGCAGCUGCAGUACCACAGGCCGCGCCUCGACCCGAUCUCCUGCUGCGAGCAGAGCACAGCAAAGCACGAGCGCAGCAGAUUGAACGGGCAGUGCAGGGAAGGAGAUCUGCGCUGCGUGCUGCCCGCUGCCCCUGGCCGCUGGCGCGAUCUCGCGUCUCGCGGCGGUUGCCCCGGCCGCGUCUCAUCCCUGGGCAACUCGCUCGCAACAGGACGCCGCGCUUCGCCCACAGACACGCACCUAAGUCGAGCUCGCAGCCACAAGG